Molecule: messenger RNA, 967 nt
Organism: Paramecium sonneborni
Lineage: Eukaryota; Ciliophora; Oligohymenophorea; Peniculida; Parameciidae
Source: the annotation of a GenBank genome assembly
AUGAGUGAUUCCAAAGGAUUUCUUCAUUGGCUAUUCUUUAAGAAAUGGCAUCCAGUACCUUCAGUUGGUAGUACAAUUGCGUUGUUUUCAAUAAUUGGUGUAAUAUUUGUUGCUUUGGGUAUUGUUAUAACUGUUAUCAAUAAUAACAUUCAAGAAGUAACAAUUUACAAAUAUGAUUAAAAAUGUUCGCCUGUUGAAUAUAAUAAGUAAUGUAGUUUUACAUACAAAUUGGAUUAAAUGAAAGCUCCUAUUUACUUUUAUUAUGAACUUGAAAAUUUUUAUUAAAAUCAUAGACGAUAUGUUAAAUCCAAAUCAUCAACUUAAUUAUCAGGUGAAGAAAUCUCAUUAUCAGAUGCUGAAAAAUAUUGUGAACCCAUUAUUUUCAAUAAAGAUUUAGAAUAAUGGCAAUAAGCUGUAUAUAUUACAGAAAAUAAUGAACAAGUUCCAAAACAACGUAAACCAGAUGAUAUUGCUAGUCCUUGUGGAUUAGUUGCAAAGAGUUUCUUCAAUGAUACUUAUGAAUUAAGCUUAUCAGAAAAAAACAUUGAAUUAAAUUAAACAGGAAUCAGUUGGCCAAAUGACAAAGGUAAAAAGUAUAAGAGAGCAUCUGAUUCUGAAAGUACUUAAUGGAUUGAUCCAGAAAAUGAACAUUUUAUUGUAUGGAUGAGAACAGCUGGAUUACCUACAUUUAGAAAAUUAUGGGGACGUAUUGAAUAAGAUAUAGAAGAAGGAGAAUACACAAUUAAAUUUCAAAAUAAUUAUAAUCCAUAAAUGUUUGCAGGAGCUAAAAAUAUUGUGCUCUCUACAUCAGGACCAUUUGGAGGAAAGAAUUUAUUUCUCUCAAUAGCUUUUAUUGUUGUAGGUGUUAUUUAAUUGUUGAUAGCAUUGGCAUUCUUAAUUAAAAAAAUAAGAGCUGGACCUUCAUUUGGUUAAAAAAAUGAAUGAUUUAUUUGAUUGGAUAUUGGAU